AUAACAAACAUCGCUCUGGAAUGGGGACGUUUUACCUCAAUGUUUUCCUGUUCUAUGUGUUUGUGGCCUUACCCCAUCUCGCUACGGGAUGGUACUACAAUUGCUACCUAGAUGCCAACGUCCUGCUGCAAGACGGCUGCAAUCUGAAGAAUAUCGUCGUAGACAAGCAAAUCGAUGCAGAGAACAUCUAUUUUCCACCAACGAAUAUUAAUUUUUUUAAUUCUAAUUUCUCCUCUUUCUCGCCAACCCUCGGGCGAAGAUUGUCGGACGAAACGGAGCACGUGAAUUUCUUCAAUUGCCUAUCACCAAAGGUGGCGAUUCCUUUGACGUUGAAACGACUGGGAAUAUUCUUCAACAAUCUGGAAAAGGUGUUUGCCAACUACUACGAACCGAACAAGCUGGAACAGCUGAGCAUUGUUGGCACGCAAAUUACGGAGAUUCGUUUUGUAGAAGUAUUAAAUCAGCUGCAGUUCCUGCGCAUCCAGAAAAAUCUUGUUCGGUUUGUCAACUUCGAGCGGUUUCGUAACCUUUCGCGGUUAGAAAUUAUUGACCUAAGGGAAAAUCGAAUUUCCAGCAUCGAGCCAGGGUUAGGGCCUAUUACUCUACCGAUACUGCGGGAACUUCAUCUAAACGGAAACUAUCUAAUCGAAUUGGACAGUAGUUUGUGGAGCUUACCGAAUUUGAGUUUGCUGAAGUUGGAUACGAAUUUCUUGAAGUCGCUAAAUUUACCGGAACUUGAAAGUUCGAUGCCGCUUCUUAGUGAAAUCACUUUGGGCAAGAAUCUCUGGAACUGUAAGCGAAUCAAUGAGAUUGUGGAAUAUUUUGCCGCUCACAGUAUAAGUUAUGUUUCUGGCGUUGAUGCACUGGGCUGCUAUUCGUUUGAUUAUGUGGAAUAUUUAAGUUUGUCGUUGAUGGAUGAAGUCACACUAGCUGGCAAUAAGAUGAUUGACCUAAAUGAAACUUCAAGCAGAUAUUUUGAAGAUGCAAAAUCGUUGGUGUUGGAUAACUUGUUAAACCGGAAUCAUAAGUUAGAAAAUAUUCUACUUGAAAUUAACUCCGGAGUUGAUGAACUACGUAUCAAAUAUAACAAUCUAAAAAAGUGGAUUAAGAAUAAGUGA
Molecule: messenger RNA, 1118 nt
Organism: Sabethes cyaneus
Lineage: Eukaryota; Metazoa; Arthropoda; Insecta; Diptera; Culicidae
Product: chaoptin-like
Exons: 2
Coding region: 21-1118 (365 amino acids)
Source: RefSeq, a predicted model, not a curated record